GCGCAGUCCUGAUUCCGGAAAUAUACGAUGUUGCCCGAUGUGAUCCCGGAAUGUCAGCAGAUCUUAUUUCAUAUGCAGACUGCUUGAUGGUUUGCUUUUGCCACUUAACACUCUAUGCGCAAUGUUGAAAUAUUUAAUAGUUCUUAUUUCAGUGGUCUUGGCCGUAUGGACGGUGCCCGAAUGGCUCACAUUUCCGAUUUACGGAAAUGUUGUAAAUGUAUUACAGUCGUGGCUGCGGCACACCAAUGGUCUGUCAGCAUCUGCUCCGGAGCGCAUGCUGACCGAAGAUGAGCUGUCUUUAUACAACGGAGAGCAGAACAGUAAAGGAUUGUACCUGGCGAUUUUAGGACAGGUGUUUGACGUUGAAAGAGGGAGGAAACACUACGGCCCUGGUGGCAGUUACCAUUUUUUCACAGGUCGAGAUGCAUCACGGGCGUUUAUCACAGGUGAUUUUACAGAAACAGGUUUAUCCAGUGAUGUCUCGGAUUUUGCUGACUCACAGAUUGUGGCUCUUUAUGACUGGUUAGCAUUUUAUCAGAAGGACUACACUCCAGUAGGUAAAUUGAUUGGCCGGUUCUACACAGAGACCGGGCAGCCCACAGAUGCCCUGCGGCAGGUGGAGUCUUUCUUGUCCGAGGGGUUGAAGAAAAAGGCUCAGGCUCAGAAUGAGAUGCAGCUUUACCCAUCAUGUAACUCAGAGUGGAGUGAAUCCAAUGGGGGACGGGUAUGGUGCUCCAAAAAGAGUGGUGGAAUUCACAGAGACUGGGUUGGAGUACCCAGAAUGCUCUUCACCCCUGGAUCUGGCCACUCCCGAUGUGUGUGUAUUCAACAGUCCGAUCCAAUGCAUUCAGAGAACCGAAAUCUCAGAGAGUACACGGACUGUCCUCCUCACGCCGAAUCCUGUCGUAUCACCAAAGACAAGCUUCAAGCUUAGCUCAUACUCCAGGAGCCUGCUGUACUUGGUUUAGGUUUAAAGGACCACUUCCUCAGCAUGGGCUGGCCUUAGAAAGAUUUUAACUAAUGUUAUGAUUUAUUGUAUCAUGCAAUUGACAAAUCACUGUUCUUUAAUUUCCAAUAUAAUUGAUUAAAUAAGACACAUUUUUCGUUGUUGUCCUUUAUGUAAAGUUGUCCUCCCUUUCUUGAAAAGGAUACUAGAGGCGGCGACAGGCUAAAUAUCUGAGCAUACAGAUACCAUACAAUGUGCAGAAAAGAUUAAACAGAGGCCAGAUUUUAAGUUUGUCACAUAGACAAAAGCACAACCUGCGUUAAGUACAAAACAGUUGUAGUGGUCAAAAAUAUUAUACACAUCUGUACAAUUUAACAAUACAAACAGACUGUGGACUCUGCCCCUCAAACAAACAAACUUAAAAUAUGAUCAUAAAAAUGAAAUUUGAUAAAGUGCACCUGUUAAGCAUGGACAUGAACAAGCAUUUAAAAUAUGACGGCUCAACAUAAUCUGACAUUUUACACUACUAAGACGACUUAGGAAAAACAGCGACAAAGCAAAUCUCCAGCACUAGCCUGCAGGGUAAGCAUUAACUGGAAUGUAACUUUUGGUGAUCAGAAAUUAAUAAAUCAAGAUUAUGACCAAAAAAAAAAA
Molecule: messenger RNA, 1600 nt
Organism: Misgurnus anguillicaudatus (oriental weatherfish)
Lineage: Eukaryota; Metazoa; Chordata; Actinopteri; Cypriniformes; Cobitidae
Gene: cyb5d2
Product: cytochrome b5 domain containing 2
Cellular component (GO): membrane; endomembrane system
Source: RefSeq, a predicted model, not a curated record